Pseudogymnoascus destructans is the source of this 788-nucleotide messenger RNA. RefSeq lists its product as uncharacterized. Bases 434 to 781 code for a protein of 115 amino acids. The record is from RefSeq and is a predicted model, not a curated record. The transcript is spliced from 2 exons. NCBI's taxonomy places the organism in Eukaryota, Fungi, Ascomycota, Leotiomycetes, Thelebolales, Thelebolaceae.
CGAACACAAAAGUCAACUACACCCCAACAGAAGCAUUACAGAAAUACCAAUUAAAAUAACUAAACAAUUCCUAACCGGGUAUAACAAUUAUGUUAUCUGUAUGCAGUUCAAUUGGUCCCACAAGGAAUUUAAACAAAACGAUUGGAGUAUCGAUCAUCCCCCAGUUUAUCAAAUCCAUGACAUCAUGUCAUUUUUCCAAGCUCCCCCCCAACAACAGGACUCCCUGUUUCUCUGUAGCUGGUGUCGUAUAUAAGACUUGAUCUUCUCUCUAACGCCACUACUCUCUUCACAAUUCAAACCCGCCAUCAAAUCAAUCCAUCAAAAUCCCAUCAAUCUUCAUCACCACACUACAGCAGCUCUAGACUUCCCACAUCAGCUGUGACACACACCCCAAUCCACCUACCUACCAAUCCACCUAUACAUAUAAAGCAAAAUGUCGUUUCUAGCACGCUCCGCCCAGCCGAUUCGCCAGAUCGUGCGCACGCCGGUUGUGACGAGGGCUUUUACGGUCUCGGCGAUGAGACAGAAGGGGCCGGUUGAUGCGGCGAAGGAUGCGUUGAAGACGGUUGAUAGGAAGGUGAGCGAUAAGCUUGUUGGGGGGAUUAAAGUUGGAGAAACGGUAGCGGAAAAGACCAAACAGGCGACGGGGCUGAAGGGACAUCAAGCGAAGAGGGAAUUCGAAGAGGACCUGUAUAAUGAGGAGGGCGAGGUGAAGGGGAAGAUUAACGAGGCGAUUGGGGAGGCGAAGGGGAAGGUGAGGGAGGCGGAGGGGGAAGGUUAAGGGGAAG